CUUCGCACUUUAACUUACUUGAUACUAUCUAGGACGGAGCUACAAAUACAGUUUCAGUUAAAUUCAAUUUCGAAAAUAUUUGGAUCAUAUUUUAAGAUCUGCGUCCUUCUAGUAUUUGAAUAUGAAGGAGAAAGCCCAUAAUUUUUCAAGUAGAUGGAAUACUGUAAUGCGCAAAUGUCAUAGUGCGAAAUAGACCGAAUUUAACAAGCCGGUCGAUUUUGACGAAAUGACAAUGGCAGCGUCACAGCAAGUCGUUAAACCAGUGCAGUCAGCCCAAGAAAUGACAGAAACAAAUGCAGUUACUACAGAUCUUGUUACCACGGAAUCAGAGGAAGUCUUCGAGAUGUAUUGCGAGCCUUGCAACAGAGAAGGUACUUCCGUGACGGCAACUGCGUUUUGCCCCUCCUGUGUAGAUUACCUCUGUGCAACAUGCUUAAAAUAUCACAAACGGUUUCUCUCUGAGCAUGCAUAUUUGGACAAUGAUAAAAUGUCUCGGGACAUAUGUCUUGAAAAAUGUCCAACACAUAAGAAUGAAAUUAUCAAAUUUUACUGCGCUACUUGUAAGACAUUUGCGUGUUCAGUAUGUAAGAAAAAGGACCACAAUGUGUCCUGCAGGUUGAAAUACCUUUCGGAUUUGGUCAACGAUCUUGAGAUUGAAUCAGGUUUAAAGAAGUUAAUCUCUAAAAGCGAUGACGUUGUGAGAAGUGUUUCAAAAACAGAGCAACUAAUAAUGAAAACACAUGAAAUCAUUAGUGAUAUUCCUAGAAAAGCCAAAACUACAUUAAAGAAUGAGACAGAAGCAAUGUUCUCUUUCUUUUAUAAAGAAAUGCAAAACAUCGAAGAAAAGAUACAAUCAGAAAAGAAACUGGAUAAUGGUCGUAUCGAAGGUGUAACACAAAAAUAUAAUUUACUGAAGCUUGAUAUUGACAAGUUGUCCGACACUCACAAGCAGUCGUCAAAGUCUGACAGCAAUCAAAAAUAUACACAUUUCAUGAAACUAACAACUUUCAGCCAAGAACUUGAGGGUAUGGUAGUCUCUCUACAAGGCGUGUCGAAACAAUGUACCUUAAGUGGUGAUAAAUUGAAGUCUUCUGUCAAAAAGCAGGUAAACGAAUUGAAUGAAAGGGUAAAAACAAUUGGCAUUGGGGUCAGAAAAUUCGGCACGGAAAGCAAAAGAACACAUGAGAAAGUACAAAGGAAAGUCGCAACCGAAGUGACCACUAUAUAUGUAAAAAACGAAAAUGACAAAUAUGACUGUUGGAUAAGCAAAUGUUUCUUAUUGUCUGAUCAGAUUUUAUUUGUUUCUGACGCCAAUAACUCUUCCGUAAAGUUAUUCGAUACAAGAAACCAAAAUCUCCUGUGUAUCAGACCUGUAAACACGCCACCAUGUGCUGCUACUAAAGUGACUGACACUCAAAUAGCUAUUGUUCAGAAUCAUGAACACUACAAGAAAGGAAGCGUAAUUCAGUUUCUAACCUUGACAAAAGCUAAAAUACUGUUCUUCCAAAAAAGCGUAGUAUACAAACAGAAAUGAAAUGCCAAGAUAUAAUCUAUAAUCAAGACAGGCUGAUUAUUGCCUUGCUAGGAAGAAACAGAUGUAAAGUUCAAAUAGUUGAUAUGGAAGGAGACAUUCUGAACGAAAUUGAGUCGGAUGAAGACGGUGCUCCUCUUUUCGUGAGACCUGGUUACAUAGCAUUAAAUCCGGACGCUACACAAUUAUACGUGUCAGAUUGGAGUACUGGAAACAUUACCGCAGUAGAACUAGAAAGUUCAAAGAAGCACCGAAUCGUCAAAAACUUCUGGAAUCCACUAGGGAUAACGUCGGACAAUGAAGGGUUUGUUUAUGGGGUAGAAGGUGGCACAAGCCAUGUCCAGGUAAUUCAUCCUGAUCAUUCGGAUGCGCAACUUUUACUAGGAAAUGACUGUCCUCUCCAAGGACCAUGCUCGAUAUGCUAUAGCAACAAAGAUAACAAACUCUACGUAGGUACUGCGGGAAAUUGCGUAAAAGUGUACACGAUAAUAGAUAGGGACUUUGUAAAGUGUGAAACCUUGGAGACAGUUGAGAAAUGGAUGCAAGUGUAAAUAGCACUGAAAGAGCCCUCUUUCUGCUCGAAAUAUUGAGAAUCUACAGAUAAGUAAAUUAUGCACUAUAUUACCUAUCUACGGGCACGGAAAUACUGUAGAUUUAUUACUACUAUCAAACAUUUAGUGUGUGAGGUUAAUCUUAAAGGCGCAAUAUACAAAAGUACAAAAUUUAGUUACUUUUAAAAAUUGUCCCGACAUCGGAAGAUCAUAAUUAGAUACUAAAUCUACAGAAGAUGAGACGGAAGAUAGCGCCAGUUGCAUGCUAUUUAUUAACUCGAAUUUUCGACAUUCUGACUUGGAAUUUCGACUAAGUAUCUUGAAAUUUCAAGGUACGUUCGUCGAAAUUUCGAGUUUAUGUAUCGAAAUUUCGAGCUAAUAUAUGAUAAACACCUGCAUGACACCGAUGCUCUUCCGUAAGAAAGAGUGUCUGGAAUUCAGGAUCCUGUUUCGAGAAAUUCCCAAAAUUAUAUUACUAUUUUUUAGCAAAAAUGACGUGUGUGCGGCUAAGGUUAUAUUGUCAAAGUUUUGAAAAUCAUUGUAAUAGAAGAGAAAACCAAUUGUAAAUAAAGAGAAUAAAUUUAAA
Mercenaria mercenaria is the source of this 2668-nucleotide messenger RNA. RefSeq names its product E3 ubiquitin-protein ligase TRIM63-like. The record is from RefSeq and is a predicted model, not a curated record. Bases 227 to 1534 code for a protein of 435 amino acids. Lineage: Eukaryota; Metazoa; Mollusca; Bivalvia; Venerida; Veneridae. Gene Ontology annotation, molecular function: zinc ion binding; ubiquitin-protein transferase activity. Gene Ontology annotation, cellular component: chromatin; nucleoplasm. Gene Ontology annotation, biological process: positive regulation of DNA-templated transcription. The transcript is spliced from 2 exons.